GUAGCCGCGGUAUGAACCUGGAGGUCAUUUCAUUCAUGGUUUCCUCCCACUUCAGAUGGCAACCGAGACAAAACAUUGUAAACCUGCCGCCCAUGGAAGCCAUCAAAAAACUCCAUUCCCACCUCAUCGUCACAGGAUUGUACAAGCACUCAUCGUCCCCUAUUUUCAGGGUCCUCAUCUCCUAUGCUCUCUCCCCGCCUCACUUGACCCACGCCCGUCGUGUCUUUGAACAAGUACAAGAACCCAACACUUUCCUCUGGAACACCAUGAUCCGAGGAUUCGCCCGUAGUGAAGCGCCCGAUGAUGCCAUCCUUUUCUACAACCUAAUGCGAGCACAAGGCGUCCCGCAAGAUCACAUGUCCUUCCCUUUUGCACUAAAGGCCUGCGCACGGAUCUCAGCUGUAAGAGAAGGAAGCACGGUGCACGCACAUUGUCUCAAACUCGGGUUUCUGUCGGAUGUUUUCGUUUCCAAUUCGUUAGUUCAUCUUUACUCGGUGUGCGGGGAUAUUAGUCGCGCAAGUUUGGUGUUUGAGGAAAUGCCUGCGCGAGAUUUGGUUUCCUGGAACUCAUUGAUCUGUGGGUGCAGCCAACACGGCCGCUUGAGGGACGCAUUGGGUCUUUUUGAAGCGAUGCAGGCGGAAGGUAUCAAGGCCGAUAAGGUGACCAUGGUCAACGUCAUUUCUGCUUGCACUCACUUGGGAGAGUGGGACUUGGCUGAAUCCAUGGUCAAGUAUAUAGAAGAGAACAGUGUAGAGGUGGAUGUUUACCUGGGAAAUACUUUAAUUGACUAUUACGGUAGGCAAGGUUUAGUAAAUUCUGCUGAAAGGAUAUUUAAUGCGAUGAGAGAGCAGAAUAUGAUGACUUUAAAUUCUAUGAUUACAACUUAUGCUAAGGCUGGGGAUUUAGUUUCCGCUAGAAGAAUCUUUGAUAGCAUGCCUGAGAGGGAUUUGAUAUCUUGGGGUUCGAUAAUCACAGGGUGCUUCCAAGCAAACCAUUUCUCAGAAGCUUUGGCACUAUUUCAGCAGAUGCAGGAGGCAGAGGUUGAACCAAGUGAAAUUGUUAUUGUCAGUGUGCUGUCAGCUUGUGCCCAUCUUGGUGCACUCAACCUAGGUAAGUGGAUCCACAACUACAUUCGAAAGAAGAAAAUCAGGGCGGACAUCUAUGUCGGAAACUCUCUGAUUGAUAUGUACUCAAAAUGUGGAUGUAUAAUGGAUGCAUUCGAAGUCUUCAUGGAGAUGAAAGAGAAGGAUACGUUGUCAUGGAAUGUCAUUGUGUUUGGACUUGCUGCUAAUGGUUAUGUUAAUAGUGCUCUAGAAGUAUUUACUGAUAUGUUGAGAGAAGGAUUCCGGCCUGACGAUGUCACUUUCCUUGGCGUCUUGAAUGCUUGUGCUCGCAGUGGAUUGGUUGACAAGGGGCUCAAAUAUUUUGCCAGCAUGAAGGAAGUUUAUGGGUUGGAGCCACAGAUGAAGCACUAUGGCUGUGUCGUUGAUCUUCUUAGUCGUUCCGGUGAGUUGGAUAAGGCUUACAAUUUCAUCAAGGAGAUGCCAAUGACCCCAGAUCUAAUCAUAUGGAGGACACUGCUUCGAGCCUGCCACACACAUGGCAGUGUGGAUUUGGCCGAGAUAGCCACAGAGAAGCUUAAUGAAUUGGAUCCUAGUAACAAUGGCAACUACAUGCUUUUGUCCGACACCUAUGCCAGUGGAAAUAGAUGGAAUGACUCCAUGAAAGUUAGAGAAACAAUGGAGUAUACCGAUGUGCAGAAAAUACCUGGUUGUAGCUCGAUCGAAGUUACAAACUUGACAGAUGAGUUAACGGCUGCUGAAAUGCCACUUAUGGUGAAUAAACAAGGUGUUCCUAUCUGAUUCUGUUAACUGCAUAAUCUGGAUAACAAGUGACCAGAUUUUAUUUGUCAUGGCACUUGCUCUAAUCGAUUAUUACCAAGUUGACCAGGCUCAUGAUUCAAGGAUUAGAGAUGUCAUUCAGAUACCAAUGGAGGUGUUUCCAAACUGUGAGAUGCAAGACACCAUAUAUUGGUUACACGCUAAAUUGUUUUCGCCUGCCAUGAUAAUGCGAUAAAAUUCUUUGGCACCUUGGAGAAGCAACUUACAUGUGUAUCCAGCAAACAAUCCGCAGUAUAUAUUCAAAUGUCUUUACAGGUUGCACAGCUCGGCUAUGAGUGGAACAGUAAUGUAAAAAGUAACCCAACUUUUUCGCUUAGAAGAGCUAGUGCUGCUGUUUGUUAGAUGAAGCAGCACUAAAUUUUGGUGACUCUGUACCCUGUAGUAUCCAAAAUUCCUGUGGCAGAUUGGACUAAUAUACAUGUGGAACCAACAAAAUGAUGGCUUAAUAAGUUUUCAGAUUCUUUGUGACAGCCGAAAUGAAUCAGUUUGGUGAUCUGGAAGUAAAUCCUAACUGGUUUUUUUCGUCGGUCAGGGGGAGAACCUUAGGACUGGCUGAUGCAGUUGUGAACCAAACUAAGAUUUCCAAGGUUUUGUUUGCAUUGAAAAAAGAAUAAACAUAACCUACUUUUCCCCAGAAUAUGGAAGACUUAAGUAUGAUUCUUUCAGCUGCAACUGAUAGUGAUGAAUUUAUUGAUACUGUUUCUGGGAAGUUGGCUAAUGUAUGUUGCAAUUAUGUCUAUUAACUAAAAUACAAUCGUA
This is a messenger RNA of Musa acuminata subsp. malaccensis (wild Malaysian banana), 2660 nucleotides long. Its product is annotated as pentatricopeptide repeat-containing protein At2g22410, mitochondrial-like. Gene Ontology annotation, molecular function: protein binding. The record is from RefSeq and is a predicted model, not a curated record. NCBI's taxonomy places the organism in Eukaryota, Viridiplantae, Streptophyta, Magnoliopsida, Zingiberales, Musaceae.